GCCAAAAAGAGUGCCUGACGAGCCUAGUUCAAAGUUGACCCAGACAGUAAAGCUAGUUCCCGGCUACGAGCCCCACACGGAGCCGCGGACCUGACCGAGUGGAACUGGAUUGGACUAGACAAGGCUUGAAUUUUUCUGGAAGUUCACAUCGAUCGACCACAGCCUGGAUUUCUCCAAUCUGAAUAUUAUCAUAUGUCCCAGUGAUUGACGUUGUGUGGAUCUCUCCAUCACCAUGAAGCUGUCUGUGUUGUUGCUGUCGGCCCUGCUGGCUCUGUCCUCAGCCAGUCUGCAGGACAUUGUGAAGAAGAGCAUACAACUCAGAAAAGUGUCCUUACUGAAACCAGAGGUGGAGGGCCGGGUCCCUGAACCAACUGGUAACAGAAAGGUGUUGGGUCCUCUAAAUCCUGCUGAUCUGGAGCAGCAACAGGAUCUGCCUUCCUCCUUCCUCUUUGGCGAUAAUGUCAACCUGCAGUGGCUGACCUGGGAUGGAUCUCUGCCCAAUGGAACCAUUUCCAUUUACAACGGCUAUACCGAGCGUAUUGACUAUGUCUGCAAGUACAAGUGUGAGGCUGGCUUUUAUAACCCUAACCUGGGACCUUACUGCCGCUACCCCUAUGGUGACCGUGAGUAUUACGCCCCUGAGUUUGAGAUCCUGGCUAACAAGGACAACUUUGAAUUCCUGGAAUGGAAGGAAGGCUCCUACGGUUCACUGCCACAACAUUCAGUGAGGACGUGUGCAGGAGUUGACAUCUACGUUGGAAAGAACAAGUAUGGUCUCGGGAAGGUUGUUCCUCAGUUUGAGGCCUUCUUCUUGCCCUGGGAAGGUGAUGAGUACUGGUAUAAGAACUACCAGGUCCUGGCCAUCAACAGGGACGCCUACACCCAGCACAUCUCUGAUGUUAAGUACAGCAUUGAUGAGGUCACCAUAUUCCAGUAUCCUCCUGAGACCAUGCAUAUCUCUGGUAUCACCAACAAUGAGUGCCAGACAGUGGUGAAGACAGUCACCAUUACAAAGACCUCAGAGGUGGAGACUACCUGGAACAUCGGACGAGCCACGAUGCUUGGUGUCACGGGCAGCAUCACAGCCGAAAUCCCCUUCAUCGGCUCCGGGGGCAUUGAGCUUGGUGCUGAGAAGACGCUGCAGUUCUCGAGGGGAACCACCGUAAUCGAGACGCUCAGCCACUCCGUGUCUGUGGAGCUCACAGUCCCACCAAACCACACAUGCAAAGUCCGCAUGGAGGGACGCAAGAUCAAAGCCGAUAUCCCCUACACGGCUCGCCUCAGCCGAACAUACCGCAACGGAGAAACCCAGUGGACCACCAUCACCGGGACGUACGACGGAGUCCAGAUCGGAGAAGUCCGGGCAGUGGUGGACCGGUGUGAACCUGUCAUAGAUGCCAAGCCUUGCCCCUGAAAGGCUGAGAUAAGAUACAUUAGAUAGCAAUUUUCCAAUGUUAUCUGAUGAUUGUGAUAUUGGAAGCAAAUGAUAUAUCACAAUAAAAAAUACCACUCAUGUCUUUGUUGGAAAAUUUAUAAUAUCUUUCAUGUGCGCAAGUGUAUGAGUUUAUUCAAAAAUAAAGCAAUU
Messenger RNA from Pundamilia nyererei, 1585 nucleotides. RefSeq names its product natterin-3-like. The coding region runs from base 233 to 1414 and encodes 393 amino acids. The transcript has 5 exons. Lineage: Eukaryota; Metazoa; Chordata; Actinopteri; Cichliformes; Cichlidae. The record is from RefSeq and is a predicted model, not a curated record.